UGUGUGCAAUCGUUCUGUGGCAGCCGAUCCUGAUGUAUUUUCUAGAAGCGACCCAAGUCUUCGACCCAUACGUCCGGGUAAUCCAGAAUGCCAAUAUUUCUCAGUACGCCUGGGACAAGUCCUUGCUGCAGCCGCUGUGGGACUACCUGCGAGUCACCCACCAGGAUACCCUCCGCUCGCCGCUCUUUCCAGUUAUCAUCUCAGUCUCCACCUAUUUCAUCACCUGCACCUUCUACAUGACGCUCGACAUCUUGGCUCGCAGGUGCCCGGCCAUUAACAGGUACAAGAUCCACCCGGAGCAGCAUGUAACGUGGGCAAACAUUCUCAAGACUCUGUGGCUUACCGGCUACAACCACGUUAUCUUUGUCUUCCCGGCAGCCGCGUUCCAAUGGUACUGGAGACCUCCGAUCCCGCUUCAGGAAGAGGCACCACAGCUCUCCGAGUUCCUUAUAGGAAUCGUCAGCUGCACAGUUCUCUUCGACUUCCAGUAUUACUUCUGGCACCUAAUGCACCACAAGUUUCGAUGGCUCUACACGACUUUCCACGCCAUCCAUCACGAAUAUUACGCUCCCUUCUCCUGGUCGACGCAGUACCUAUCUGCCUGGGAACUGAUCAGCCUUGGCUUUUGGACCACCAUAGACCCGAUAAUCCUGCAGUGCCACAGCCUGACUGGGUUCACCUUCAUGAUCUUAAACGUAUGGCUCUCAGUGGAUGACCACAGCGGCUAUGACUUCCCUUGGGCUUUUCACAACAUUAUCCCUUUCGGGCUCUGGGGCGGCUCUGUGAAGCACGAUGCUCACCACCAGAAGCCACAGUACUACUUUGCCCCUUACUUCUCCCACUGGGACUGGCUUUGCGGCACUUGUUGCGAUUACAAGCGCUCGCCCGCCUAUUCAGAGGUGGAAAAGAAACGACACAAAGCCACCAAAAACAAGAAACAUAUCUAGAUCCCGCCAUCUGAUAAAAGCCGCAUUUCUCCCGCGUAAAACAAGGUGUCAAAAGAAGCCGGUUGGAGACGACAGAGAGACCGGCAGAGCAAUGGUAAAAAAAAUCUUGACUGAGGAGACUGCCGGAAUAUUCUGACGUUAAAUAUCGCAGUUAUUUAUUUUUUCACAUUAAAACGAAUGCAAUACCUUUGAAGUAAGCUAUGUGUAGUGCGAUAUAAAAACGUGCUACAUUUGUAUUUACCGUUAUACGUGAGGUAAAUAUUUAACGAUAUUCCAUUUUAACGAGGUACCACGAUUAUGAAUGUUUCAAUUAUCUUACGUAUAUUAUGUAAUGUAUUUUG
Molecule: messenger RNA, 1288 nt
Organism: Hypanus sabinus (Atlantic stingray)
Lineage: Eukaryota; Metazoa; Chordata; Chondrichthyes; Myliobatiformes; Dasyatidae
Gene: ch25hl2
Product: cholesterol 25-hydroxylase like 2
Exons: 1
Coding region: 33-947 (304 amino acids)
Biological process (GO): sterol biosynthetic process; cholesterol metabolic process
Molecular function (GO): iron ion binding; steroid hydroxylase activity; C-4 methylsterol oxidase activity
Source: RefSeq, a predicted model, not a curated record